Molecule: messenger RNA, 2824 nt
Organism: Daldinia decipiens
Lineage: Eukaryota; Fungi; Ascomycota; Sordariomycetes; Xylariales; Hypoxylaceae
Product: vacuolar protein sorting-associated protein 27
Exons: 5
Coding region: 291-2471 (726 amino acids)
Biological process (GO): protein transport to vacuole involved in ubiquitin-dependent protein catabolic process via the multivesicular body sorting pathway; protein targeting to vacuole
Cellular component (GO): ESCRT-0 complex
Molecular function (GO): ubiquitin binding; phosphatidylinositol-3-phosphate binding; metal ion binding
Source: RefSeq, a predicted model, not a curated record
UAGUGGACUAGUGGUUAGUAGGUAUUGUAAUAAUACGUAAUCUCGGCCUUAUGUUAGGUAUUGUAUUGUACAUACUGGAAUAUUUACACUCUACAUACACCCACAUGCACACCUACCUAGGCAUACAUAAUAUCAAUAGACAUCCCGAUGUGUACCCACGCAAUUCUCCCAUAAUCAGGUAAACAGGUUGACAGUCUAGUUUCAUACCAUCCCAUCCCAUCCCUCGCCUCUGGAGAGCAAUAACCACUUCCGAAUCGUAUCUCAUAUCUCCCCUGAAUCUCUCGCGCAUCAUGAUGGGAAGUUGGUGGUCGUCCUCGGCCAACAGUGCCUUGGACGAACAGAUUGAUAAAGCAACCGGAAGUAGUCUGGAGGAUAUUCCUCUUAACCUCGAGAUCUCCGAUGUCAUUAGAUCCAAAACGGUCCAACCUAAAGAAGCUAUGCGCUCGCUGAAACGUCGCAUCGGCAACAAGAAUCCUAAUACCCAGCUGAGCGCGCUAAACUUGACAGACACUUGCGUCAAGAACGGCGGUUCUCAUUUCCUCGUCGAGGUUGCUUCGCGAGAGUUUAUGGAUAAUUUAGUAUCUCUUCUCCAUGCAGUUGGCCCCGCCGAAGUUAAUAGCGAGGUCCGAGCCAAGAUAUUAGAGUUGAUACAGUCCUGGGCCGCCGCUACCGAAGGUCGCUACGACCUAAAAUAUAUUGAGGAGACCUACAGAGCUUUGCAAAGAGAGGGGUUCCAAUUUCCUCCUCGAACAACCGUAGCAAGCAGUAUGAUCGACAGUAGCGCCCCCCCAGAAUGGACCGAUUCCGAUGUCUGUAUGCGGUGUCGGACCCCAUUUACCUUCACGAACCGUAAACAUCAUUGUCGGAAUUGUGGUAAUUGUUUCGACCAACAAUGUUCUACCAAGACGCUUCCUCUACCGCAUUUGGGUAUCUUACAACCCGUGCGGGUCGACGAUGGCUGCUAUGCCAAAUUAACAGAUAGAUCUACUAAAAGUAGCUUCGGAAGACAGGAGCGCUCUCCCACAAGCCCUUCCUUUCCUCAUAAAAACCGCAGUUCGUCCGCCAUGUUGCCUCGAAAUGCCAGAGUUGACGACGCCUUCGACGAAGACCUCAAGAAGGCCUUGGCAAUGAGCCUAGAGGAAGUCCAAAGUCAUUCCAAGGGCUAUGUCCCUCCAACAGAUAACACCCCUCGACAAUCAUAUGCGAAAGCCAGCGACCACUCAUCCACACCAAUAGUUGCACCUGCAGCCGAGGAGGAGGAUGAAGACUUGAAGGCUGCCAUCGCAGCAUCUCUGGCAGACAUGGAAGAGCAAAAACAAAAGCAUUCCGCUGCCUUGAAACAGCAGACAAACAUGGUUGAAAACAUCUCAGCUACUUCAUUCGCGUUGCCCAAGAAUGAUUACGAGCUCACUCCAGUCGAGGCCGAAAAUAUCAACCUUUUCUCCACGCUGGUCGACAGGUUGCAGACGCAGCCCCCCGGUACGAUACUGAGGGAGCCACAGAUUCAGGAGCUUUAUGAUUCUAUCGGGGCGUUGCGACCAAAGCUAGCGCGCACAUACGGCGAAACGAUGAGCAAGCAUGAUACCCUGCUCGACCUACAUGCUAAGCUUUCCACUGUUGUUCGAUAUUACGAUAGAAUGCUGGAGGAGCGCCUCUCAAAAGCUUACAGCCAACAUAAUAUUGGUAGCUACGCUUUGCCCAGCUCCGGACAACAGACCGGCCCAUAUCCCUCAAUAGAAUCUACUACCGCCAGGGCUUCUACGUCAGCAGAAAAUUUCUAUACGGGCGACCCACUUACAGAUCCAAGUAGGAAGUCUGCAAGCCACCAAUACCUCCAACAUGUCCAGCGAGGUCUGCCACCACAAUUUACAAGCUAUGACAAGAGAGCUUCGGUGUCGGCCCCCUCGAGCAACCAAUAUCCGCAUCAUGCAGGACAAGGAAACGAGGGUUGGCAAAAACAACAAGGGCCAUCCGCACCAGCUCAGUAUCCUAGUCAAGCAAAUUUCACACCCAACGACGUUCCCCCUCAGUCUAGUCACGUAUCCCACCCCUCCCCGCAAACUCCCCUUAACAGAGCCACCGAGCCAGCAGCGACAUCAGCGGCCGACCCCAGUGCGACGUAUUAUUAUAACAACCCUCAGUCGAGCACUGACCAUGCCACACAGGGUAUACCUCCAGAAGCGUCACCGUCACCGUAUCCAAACCUUCAACACAGCUUAAGCUAUACCGGGCAGCCCAUCCCUCCAACACCUGCCUCUAUUCCUGCGCAAGCAUCCCAGCCCCCACAGCAUUAUCAGCCACCCAACCAACAAGCGCAACAGCCAUAUUGGCAACAACAAUAUGUGGACCAGGCCCCUCAAGCAUAUCAGACAACCGGGGGAUAUUCAAGAUACAGACAGGACUCGUUCCCUGCUGUUCCCCAACAUACACCUCAGCAGCCUGCCAUAGAAGAAAGUUUGAUUGAUCUAUAGGAUAAACAGGAUAAAGCAGGAUCGGAUUGUGUCACAUGAGUGGAAUGAGAUUAAUAGUAGCCAACUCGAUGAGAAAAAUUCCUUUGCUGAGGGGUGCAUUGCAUGAGACGUAUGACAAAUUACCUACCUAAUCUUUUAUUUUAUGCUGUGCCUGACUUCCAGGUAUUUGGAAUAUGAAGCUCCAAAUGCAAAACUAUGAAAAUGUAGCUGAGAGGCUCAAGGAAUGGAAGCUGUUUUAUGUAUUACGAACAACAAGGUGUUGCGAAGAACAUCGUUUAUUUAUUACCUACCUAUGGAUUGAAGAAAAGAACCAUGUUGUGUUAAUCCGACUAGGUGCUUAAACACCUGAGGCU